Molecule: messenger RNA, 8186 nt
Organism: Varanus komodoensis (Komodo dragon)
Lineage: Eukaryota; Metazoa; Chordata; Lepidosauria; Squamata; Varanidae
Gene: LMBRD2
Product: LMBR1 domain containing 2
Exons: 18
Coding region: 335-2434 (699 amino acids)
Biological process (GO): adrenergic receptor signaling pathway
Cellular component (GO): membrane
Source: RefSeq, a predicted model, not a curated record
GCGUGAUUGGGCGAAGCAGGAAAUGUCCGGCGCGCCCGCGGCCGUGUUGGCAGCCGGCUUCGUUCCUUCCUUGUCGAGAGCCGGGCCGCUGCCUGAGCCGUGGAGGACCGUGGGACGGCGCUUGAGGGGGUCCCGCUGAGGCGCGGCGUCGUUGCUUGGGGGCGCGGAAGGGCGCCGGGCCCUGCAGCGGUUCUAGCCGAGAGAGGCGGGCGGGCAGCCAGGCAAGCAGGCGGACCGAGAGAGGAUGGAGCGAGCAGAGGCCUGGCCGCGUCAGCGCUGACUAUGACUCUCUUCUAAAUGAGCUAUACAUCCUGGUUGGAGUCAGUAAACAAUUAUGAGUGGUGCAGCUUUGGGCAUUGAGAUAAUUGUUGUCUUCUUUCUGGCAUUAAUCAUACUACAUCGGUAUGGAGACUUCAAAAAACAACACAAGCUUGUGCUUGUAGCAACACUACUAGCUUGGCAUCUUUGUUUUCUCAUAAUCUUUAUAUUGCCUUUGGAUGUCACAACGACUAUAUACAAUCAAUGUAAACACGAUAUAAAUGAAUCAUAUGCUGCCCCCCCCACCAAUAAUGGAUCACCACAAUACCAACAAUAUGCAAGUUCCACUCCAAGAAAACAGGAAUGCUUCAAGCCAUGGAGUUAUAUUCCUGAUGGAAUCAUGCCCAUCUUUUGGCGAGUAGUAUACUGGACAUCACAGUUCUUGACAUGGAUUCUGUUACCUUUUAUGCAGUCGUAUGCUAGGUCAGGAGGCUUUUCCAUUGCUGGAAAGAUUAAAACUGCACUAAUUGAGAAUGCUAUCUAUUAUGGGACGUACCUACUGAUUUUUGGAGCUUUCUUAAUAUAUGUGGCUAUAAAUCCAAACAUCAGCCUGCAAUGGAAUCAACUUCAGACAAUUGGAAUAGCUGCUGCCAACACCUGGGGCCUCUUCCUCCUAGUGUUGCUGUUAGGGUAUGGCCUAGUUGAAAUUCCACGUUCUCACUGGAAUGGAGCAAAGAAAGGUUAUCUUCUCAUGAAGACAUAUUUCAAAGUUGCUAAACUGAUGACUGAGAAGGCAGAUGCAGAAGAAAACUUGGAGGAUAUCAUGGAGGAAGUCCGCAAAGUAAAUGAAAGUAUUAAAUACAAUCAUCCUUUGAGGAAAUGUGUGGAUACAGUAUUAAAGAAGUGCCCUCCUGAGUAUCAGGAAAGAAUGGGUAGAAACAUGGAUGACUAUGAAGAUUUUGAAGAAAGGCCUAAUACUUACCCAACAGAAAAAAGCCUGGCCAAACUUCAUAAGCAGGUAAUUUAUUCAGUUCAAAGGCAUCGUCGUACACAGGUCCAGUGGCAAAUUCUUCUAGAACAAGCUUUUUAUUUGGAGGAUGUGGCAAAAAAUGAAACCAGUGCUACUCAUCAGUUUGUCCAUACUUUUCAGUCUCAAGAACCUGAAAACAAAAUUAUCCAGUAUCUUUACACACCAACUGUAGAAUGGUAUUGGGAGUGUCUUCUGCGACCAUGGUUUCACAGGAUUCUUGCCAUUAUUUUGGCCACAUUUUCUAUCAUUGUUGUAUGGUCGGAAUGCACAUUUUUCAGCCCGAAGCCAGUUUUGUCCUUGUUUGCAGUCUUCAUUCAACUAGCAAGAGACAAUUACAACUAUUUCUAUAUAGAGAUCGCCUGCUUCUUUACCAUCUUUUUCCUCAGUAUCUGUGUCUAUUCUACUGUCUUCAGAAUUCGUGUGUUCAACUAUUACUAUUUAGCUUCGCACCAUCAAACAGAUGCAUAUAGUUUGCUUUUCAGUGGCAUGCUGUUCUGCCGUUUGACCCCUCCCCUGUGUCUGAAUUUCUUGGGCUUGACUCAUAUGGAUUCGGCAUUUUCUCAAAGACCCGCUGAUCAGCAAACUGCGUAUACAUCUAUUAUGGGAUCCAUGAAAGUGUUGUCCUUCAUUGCAGAUGGAUUUUAUAUCUAUUACCCCAUGCUGGUUGUUAUUCUUUGCAUUGCUACUUACUUCAGUUUAGGAACUCGGUGUUUGAAUCUUCUGGGAUUCCAGCAGUUCAUGGGAGACAAUGAGAUGACCUCAGACUUAGUAGAUGAAGGAAAAGAGUUAAUUAGAAGAGAAAAAAGAAAAAGGCAAAGGCAGGAAGAUGGUGAAAAUAGGAGGAGGGAAUGGAAAGAACGGUAUGGAAGCAACCGUGAAGAUUCAGCUCGAAACAGAAGUGUUCAAGCAGACCAGAAGGAGUCCAGCUUUUCAGAGACUAACACAAGCAGAUCAGUAGCCUCUAAAUAUACCAGAUCAAAUGGAAGGAAUGAAAGGGACAGAGUUGAACUUCUCCAGGAUGCAGAACCUAUGGAUUUCAAUGCUGACUCAAUUAGUGAAGAUCCUCUUGACUCGGAUUUAGGAAGGUAUCAGCCAGGUGGAAGAUACUUGUCAAUGUCAAGAAGCAGAAUAUUUGAUGAUGUCUAAACCCACAGAACUCUCACAUCCAUUGCUUUGGGAAUUGCUCUUUCGGUAAUAUGUUCUGUAACCAAAACAACCUCACUUUAUAAAAAGAAACUUGAAUGUUGGAAAUAAUGAGCCUUUCCCCUUAAAAUGCACUUUGUAUAAUUACUUGCCCAAUUUGUGACAAGCAAAAGCAUGGCUCCUGCAACUGGGACCACCUCAGCAGUGCCUUUCCCAUCUUUACCCUCACUCCUUCGAAACCACUCCACUGCUCUUGCCAUAAUGUGAGAAUUGUGAACUAUAGGCAGAUAGUGGAAGGGUGAGAGAAACAGUUCGACACCGAACAGAGUGGGGAAAGAAAGGAUUUGGGGUCAGAAUUUGAUGCUAGACAGGAGUUGCUCUCAUAGUGGAUAUGAUCUCAUCUGACCUGAAAACUUUAUAUUAUAAACAUUUAGAAGCCUUUUUUCUAGAAUUUACUUUUAAGUUGAUGGUCAUUGAUACAUAAUGGUAUAUGAUUUUGUCUUUAGAUUUGGAUCAACAAGGUAAUUUCAGUUUGUUAUAGGUUGAUUCAGUUUUAAUAAAUAUAGGGUCAAGUGGAAUUGUCAUUCAUGUUGAAAGUUAUUUGAAUUUUCUUUUUCCUUUAUUCCUUUCUGGAAGGAUCUUAGUUUUCGAGUAGGUAUCCUAAGGUCUAAUGCAAUUGGGUCAUCCCAAGUGAGCUCACCAGCAUUGUCUGAUGCAAGCUCAUAGACUACCUUCCAUUCAAGCCUUGGGCAUGAUUGAAAGAGCCGCUCUGGGCAGCUCAUAGGGUGCCUGGACCUUCAACUCCAGUUAAAGAGCUGGAGAGGUAUUAAUAACAUAACUGUAAAAAAAUAAUAGUUAUCAUCAGGAAAGCCUGCACCAGAAGAGAAAAUUAUUUCUGUCAGUAUUAAAUACGUACAAAUGGCAUUGGCAUGUGUGAUAGAUAAGACCAAACAGAACCGUAAAUGUUCAUAUGUACUGAUUUAACAUCAUAUAUAUUACAAUGUGCUCAAUGAAAGAAAAUCCAUCAGAAGUUUCUCUUUAGGAAUUUCAUCUAUACAUCUGAAAAUCCCUUCCAGCUAACACAUGUUUAAUGACUCUGAAUGUAGAAAUGUUUAAUCUUCACUUCAAGCAAGUUCAUCAUGUCAAAAGUAACAUAUAGUUCACAUAAUUCUUGCAGGGUGUGAAAAUGGACUAUUACUUUUGAAGAAAUGAAUUUAAUAUGGUAUGAUUCAUUAUUGGCAAACAGGAGUAGUGAUAUCCCAAUUGUAUUACCUUGCGUACAUUUUUAAGAAAUAAUGUGCUUUUGCGCCUUAGAAUAGUAAAUGUGUGCUCUUUCAAGCUGGGUCCUUUCAAAAAGUGUCAGCUGGGAAACAACAUUGCUAAUAAUGUGCGUAACGGCCUUUGUGAAACUUGGGUGGCCCUUUACAGUGUAAGGGCCCAAAGUAAAUCAACAGCGAGUGCGGUAUGAAUGGAAGGAAAGCAUACUUCUGUUAUGCAGUCAAUACUGUUUGCUUUCUUAAAACUAAGUUCAGUGGUUAGGUCUGAGCAGUCAAUGAAUGCCUAUGAAGACCUAAUUAUUUAUUUCUCCAGAUAGUGUAUUUCAUAUCUGAGGAUGAGUUGUUUAACAUAAUAUAGGAUUUUGGGGGUAUUUUAGGGAAGCAAAGCAUUGUGGUAUAUUGUAUACUGAAUAUUACGGCUAUAGUGUAUACAGCUAUUCAAAUUCCAUUGAUUUUGAUGAAAUGUAAGGGUCCUAAUAGCAUGCUGUGUUUGGCGUUUGUCUAGAUAAUACUAGACAUAUGGAACAGCAAUUGCUUUCUGCCACUACUGAAGAAAAUCUGGGGAUGAAAUCCAACAUUCCAGUUGCUUGAUGGGAUUGUCUCCUCUUUUCCCUGUUCCUAAAUCCCUCUGCAAAUCUGCUGUGGAGGAUGCCUCAACCCACUAAAGCAGAGGUUGAGAGGCUAGGGGAGGGCUGUGGGGGAAUUAUCUCCUCCCUCUUCUUCUGCUGAUGUAUACUUAAUCAGCCCUAAAUAAUACAUGAUGUACCGUGCAUCUCCCCAUCAUCACUCAGGAGGGCAGGGAAAUGCAGGUUAGGUCAUCACAUACAGAUAAGGGAGAUGUGGAAGCAAAGAGGCACAGAAGGGUGCUCAUCCGUGUUUCUUAAAAAGUUUAGUUAAAUCUUUGACUUUCUUUUUAGGGGAAAACUAGCAUUGAUAUGCUUCAUAGUAGCUUCAGUGAAAUCUCUUUAAUGCAUAUGCUAAAAGUGAAUGGCUCUUGAAAGCAUGUUCUCUCUUCACAAUGAUUUGUGAUUUCACUUAUAUGCAUGUUGGCUUUUUGCCCAAGUUCAUAUAGUUUACAUGAGACUUAAAAAGUGGGUCUUAUGCUGAAUCCCAGCACAUACGCAUCUUUGGAAAGCCAGAUGAAAAUCCCUCAAAUAUGACACAGAAUGUAGUUUUUAAAAGUUUUUUUCAAAUAACCUAGAGUUUUUUUAAAUCUCUGGAAAACACUAACUGAAGAAGAAACAUUGUGAAAUUAUGACUUUGGAAAAGAUUUUCACAUGCUGAAAAUGCUGUGAUUUUUAAAAAAUAAUGUAGCUAACUAGUUAACAUUUGUGGGGAUUAAUUAAACUUCUCAUCAGCAUUAGUACUAGUUUAGUUUCAAUAUUAAACCUGUGCUUAAGAAAUAUUUUACUCAUUAUAGGGAGAUUUAAACUUGCCAUUACUGUUCUUCAAACAGGUAAGAACUAUUACUUCAGAAAUAUCAAAUCCAUUCAGAACAAAUACAUCGUUUGUGGGUUUUUAAAAACCCCAGCAGGAGGUCUGAUUAAUGUUUUAGUAGUUUGUUUAAGCUUUCAGUGAGACUUCUGGAAGCUUGCUAAGGACUUGAUAAGAUGUUGCUGAUUACUCAGGUGCUGCAUUGCAGACCAGCAGCUCACCACCUAUUAUGGAAGGUAAACCUGGCCCUGGUAAAACUGGCUGCUAUAAAAUGUUCUAGGGUAAUUUUGCAGUGUAAGUGGAAGUAGCUCAGUGUGAUCUCAAAACAAAACUGUGCCUCAUUAGACUUGCCUUUGGAAAGGCAAUGUGUUUGUGUGAAUAAUACUCUGUCCAGCAGCCUUUGAGGGACUUUGUGGUCACUUUCAAAGUGAGGCCAAGUUGCUUAGAUGUAAGUAUGUAUGGGAUUCAGUUCCAGAAGCUUGCAUUGCAUGAUUUUGCUAAGAUUUCAGUGUCUUGCUCUUUACACAUUACUGUGGAACUUCAAGGCAAAAUAAAAGUAUUGAAAACAUUUUUGUUUUUGCUUAGGGUAGCAUAAAGUGGAUGAUGUACCCCUAAAGUGGAUAAUGUACAGGAAACUAGUUUUUUUAUUCAUUAUCCUUGUCUAAGAUAUUAGCAGUACUAGGAUGCAACAGUGUUGAGGUUAUUUCGUGUUGUAAACGUUGGUGAUGCUGACCAGUUUUUUGAAUUUGUAAGAAUUUUCUGCUGACUUACAAUUGUGUGUUUUACAAGAAUUUUAGAUUCCUUGUUUCAGUACAAAUCUGAGGGAUGCAGUUUUCUUAGCAGUUGCAAUCAUGCAAAACUUGUAUUUGUCACUGAUUUCUUUCCCUGUUAAAGUCAUGUGCUAAGGUACUUGUUGCUCUCCCAAAGGGAACAGCAGAAGCAGUUGCUUUGUAAACUGCAUUGGGUUUCGGAAUCUUGGAUAUUGGGAUGUAUAUUUGCUGCCACUGUAUAAUUGUUAUUUAUAUAUCUAACAAGGGAUAUAGGAAUUACUGUCAUAAUUUAAAAUGUAAUGCUGUAUAUUAGUUGGAAUUAAAAUUAACUUUAUUACAUUAUGGUUCUCUGAUCAGAAGUGUUUUCUCUGUAAUUGUGCCAGAAGGAUUGUCAAGACUGAAAGUGGACAACUCGGGGUACAAUGCAGUUGCGAUGUCCACAACCCUCUGAACUUGGAAGACUUGCAUCCUAUGCAAGUCAGGAGGAUCAUGGCGGCAGAGGCCAUCUCCUGCCUGCAAAGCAGUUAGAUGACCAAGUUCAACUAAGUGCAGCACUUUAGAAGAGGAGAGAAGCAAGUGAGGCACUGCCAGGAUACGUUGUAUCUUGGUUGUUCUGAUCCCCUCCCCUCUUUACCCACCAAACUUUUCUGGCAGUUUGCUCAGAGAAGCAAGUGGUGUGGCUCCCUGCAUGCCAUCUGUUGUGGGGAGGAAUCUGCCUACAGAGCUCCAGCUAUGAGGUUGGAGCAAGUUUCCAGGCUUGUAUCUGGGAAUUGGAACAAUUCUUGGGCAUUUAGAAACUAUAUCUAGAGGGCAAGGAUUGUCCUGCCUGUUAAAUCAAUACAGCAUACUAAGACUGAGGGUAUUUCUGAACAGAAUAUGCUUGUUUUCUUUGUUUGUUUUUAUUAAAAAGCAUGGAAAGAUCCACUAUUGUUAAAUAAAUUGUUUUUUAAAGGGAAUAAGAGUAAAAUAACCACUGUACCGAUUCAAUCUCUGCUUCUUUGAAAAGCUGGUUAAUGCAGCUCAGGUGUACCUCUACUGCUAAUUUCAAGGUUGCUUUCGAGGAUCAUGUUUUCUCCAUUUGAGGUAUAGCUGUCAGUGUUCAAAGAAUAGGAUUUCCCUUGUAUAUCAACUGUUAUGUUACUCUUAUUACCAGUGAAUGGAUGGAGUUUUUUAUUUUCCAUAUCUCUUGAAAUGCUGAGACAGACACUUAAAAAUUGAGACUUCAACUGCUGUACUUCAUAUUACUGUAGAAUAUCUAAUAGGAUCUAAUUGGCAAACUGAAUCUCAUGAAGUAAAUUUGCAGGUUGAGUUGAAGUGUUGCAAAUGUUGUAAAACAAAUAACAUUUAUUUUGAGAGAUGGAAGUGUACAGAAUAUUAAAAUGAACACUAUUUUAUGGAAUAAUGAUUUCUGUGAAAUCUAAUGAACAAUGCAGGUAAAAAUCAAUGCUUGAAUUUAGUUUAGCCAUUCGGAUGCUAAUUUUCUCCCAGGAGUUAAUUCUUUCUAAAAUGCAAAAAUUAUCAUUAAAAUGUUUACCUAUGAUAUUGAGAUUUUCCAGUCUUCUUCCUCCCCCAUUCUCUGUGACCUGUUGCUUCUCAGGAAUACUUCAGCAAUCCUUGAAUUGGCUAGACUAGGAAAAAUUGCAACCAUCAUCACUGUUCCCCUCUCAAAUGUCAUGAAUGAGCUCAUUCCUUACCUCCAUUGGUGAAAUAGUGUUUUAUUUUGCUGUAAAGAAUAGUAAAUCAGGAUUUGUUCACACAUUACAGAUUUCCCAUGGUAAGGAAAGCAGAACAUUGCAUGCGCUGAAGCCAAGGAAUGUGUUAACACUGGUAGUUGUGUUACCUUGCUGCACAUUUACUGUUUUGAGCAUGUGGGCUGACAUGACUGCUGGCCAAAGGAAACCAAGAAACCAUGGGGUGCCACACUCUUUGAAAGUGUAUAUACCUCUAAGUACAUGAGUAUGUAAUCAGCAACACUUUAGUAUGUCUGUCUACUAGGUCUUUGUACAAGAGAGCUAAAUUGUAUACCUGAAAACAAUAUGCUUUUGCUUUCAUAUGUCAUUUUCUUUGGGAUUGGCAAAGCUUGAGCUCAUAAAACACCUUUGCAAACACAAUUUCAGAUGGGCUGUAAAAAUGUUGCUGCAUGUGAGUAGAUAAGCGUCCUUUGCCACAGGUCUGGUAGAUUUCUGUCUGUAAAAUACUGAUGUACUAAUUAUGGGGCUGGAGUGGAACUGCACAUCUCAGAAUAAAGUUUGCAUGAAACAGUUGUUUCUACAA